Cornus florida is the source of this 2380-nucleotide messenger RNA. Its product is annotated as protein ACCELERATED CELL DEATH 6-like. Bases 368 to 2188 code for a protein of 606 amino acids. Gene Ontology annotation, molecular function: protein phosphatase 1 binding; protein phosphatase regulator activity. Gene Ontology annotation, cellular component: plasma membrane. The transcript has 3 exons. The record is from RefSeq and is a predicted model, not a curated record. Lineage: Eukaryota; Viridiplantae; Streptophyta; Magnoliopsida; Cornales; Cornaceae.
CGUCCAGGAAUCUUAUCAGCUGGUGGUUUCCUCGUUCACAUUACUUUUUCCAAUGGCUUGACUUUCAUCGAAGUUGCUUUAUCACAUUUCUUCCUCAUUUGUGGGGCUGUACAGUUUUACAAUAAAUAUAGUUAAACUUUCAAUAACACACUCGCCCUCCUAGCUUGUUUCUCUUCUCCACAUUUUUAUUACUCUAACGCACUGUCCUUGUCUCCCCUCUGCCACUAGAAAAUAGUUUGCAAAACUCAAUGUUGGAAAAAGUAGAAGGAAAAUCUUUUGCAUUUUUUAUAAUCCAUUUGUAUCAAUAAUUCCAAGUACUAGUAGUAUUCCUUCCCUCUUCCCUAUGACUUUGCAGCUAUAGAGUGCGAUGGUUGAUAUGGAAAUGAACGCAACGACAUCUGGAGAAGACACAAUAAUAGGUAUCAACAUGGUGGCACAAGCAGACGAAAUACCGAGCGGCACCAUGGAUCCUCAAUUGUACAGAGCACUAACAAUUGGGGAUCCCAAUUAUGGGUUACUAUUAGUACAAUCAAACAUUUCUUCCAUUCAGCAGCAACUGAGCCCCCAAGGGAACACGGUUCUUCACCUAGCCGCUAGUUUAGGCCAUCACCACCUUGUGGAACCCAUCCUCGUGGACUAUCCAGAGCUGUUCAGGGCUACAAAUUCGACAGGCGACAUUCCCCUUCAUUUGGCUGCAGCUUCCGGGAAUCUAUCUACAGUCAACUCUCUGCUUCGUCAAGCCAAACAGCUCCGAAUUUUUCGUCCUGAGGCCCUCGUGGAUGGAAAUUCGGAGAAGAAUACUGCAUUACAUGCGGCCAUGAAAUAUCAUCACUACGAUUCGGCUAUGGUCUUAGUUAAGGAGAGCCCACAAGCGUCCACACUUCCAAAUGGCAAAAAAAUGUCCCCCCUGUUUAUGGCUGCCGAAGCAGGGCAACUGGAGCUUGUUAAGGCUAUGAUGCAAAAUGGAUCAGUUGACAUACAAACUGUGGAAGGCGAGUCAGUUGUGCACGCUGCCAUCAAAGCAAGAAACUUGGUACCAGAUGUCCUAAAGGCUUUGUUGGAGCGACAAUCAACAUACUUUUGUGUAUACGAUGAAAAAGGGAGGUCUCCUCUAUCUUAUGCAUCAUCAAUAGGUUACAUUGAAGGCGUUUGCUACUUCUUGGGCAGAAGUGGUUAUGAAGCUGCUACAUACAGAAGAGACCGGGACGAAGAUGGCUCAUUUCCCAUUCACUGGGCAUCCAAGAGAGGCCAUGUCAAUAUUAUACAAGAGUUUCUCAAACUUCGGCCUGAUUCGAAGGAGUUGCUGGACUAUAACGGUCAGAAUAUUCUUCACGUGGCUGCCAUGAAUGGGAGAGUCGAUGUAGUCUCUUAUGUGCUUAAGAAGCCCGAGCUUGCAGUGCUCAUCAAUCAAAUAGAUAUGGAAAAGGGAAACACUCCAUUGCAUUUGGCCAGCAAAGGGGAGCAAGCUCGGGUUGUGCAUAUCCUGACGUGGGACAAGAGAGUUAACUUGGAGAUCAGAAAUGAUAAAGGCUUAACUGCUCUAGAUGUUGCAGCCAAGCAUGGAUAUUGGACACCCACAUUUCAAAAGCGGUUGACAUGGCUAGCCCUGAGAUAUGCUGGUGCGACACAAACACAUCAGCGGAACACUAGUGAAGUUGGAGAAAAUUUCUAUUACAGUGAGAGGGUCAACACUCUUUUGUUGGUGGCGACACUAAUAGCCACCGUGACCUUUGCGGCUGGUUUUACCAUGCCAGGUAGGUACAACAGUUCGGAUGAUCAUCCAUACAAAGGCAUGGCAACGCUGGUUAAAAAGCGUAUGUUUCAUAUUUUCGUGUUAAGCAACACCAUUGCUAUGUAUACUUCCAUUAUCGUAGCCAUUCUUCUCAUUUGGGCAAUGCUGCAUGAUCUACAUUUGAGCCUUUGUUCCAUCAAAUUGGCAAUUCCAUUGUUGGGAAUCUCUCUUUCAAUGGUCUCCUUGGCAUUCAUGGCAGCCAUUUCUCUGGUAGUGAGUGACGUAACUUGGCUCGCCACUGUUGUGCUAAUCAUAGGUUCAGUCUCCCUCCUCUGUCUUUGGAUAGUAUUUCUUCCACUUUCCUUCCCCAAUUCCUUGACACAUCGUGUCUCUCGAUACAUCCUCCGCUAUCCACUUCAUCUUUUGAUAUUAGCAACUGAAAAAAAGAAAAAGUGAAGAUGAUGAUGCAGAUCAGAAAUUUCCAACUUUUAAUUUGAAUGCUGUUUGCUUUGUAGUAGCGUUUUCUAAAAAUAAAAAACACUUCUAAAAUUAUUAUAUAUGAGCAUAUAGCUAGUCAGAGCUUGGAUUUUGUAUUCUGUACUUGCUUCAGUUUUUCAAAUAAGUGGUUUGCUGGUUUGUUGGUUUGUU